Symbiodinium pilosum is the source of this 2955-nucleotide messenger RNA. The record is from the annotation of a GenBank genome assembly. NCBI's taxonomy places the organism in Eukaryota, Dinophyceae, Suessiales, Symbiodiniaceae.
AUGUUGCUGCUCGGGGCACUGGCCACGGUAUUUGGCCUGGCGCUGUCCCGAAGCCGGGAAGUAGCUGACCUCGCUAGCAGCAUUUUCGGGUCCUUCGUCGCUGUGACAGGCGACGCUCACCAGGCCAAAGUUGCACAGGACAUAUUCCGCCAGCAGGUUCGAUAUGAACGGUCCAUUCAGAUCAGGGAGGACAUGCGCGAUGUCAACAAACUGAUGAUGGAGAGUGUCCAGACUCAUGUUAUCAUGGGCAGCAUCAUCCUCGGGGUUUGUUGGACCAUGUGUAUUGAAGGCUUUCCGCCAGAAGAUGCUGAGCGUGCUGUGGUGGGUCUGUGGCUGGUAUUCACCUGCUGGUCUGUCACUUACACGCUCAUUGCUCUUUGGCUGGCGCUACGCUUUCAGAUGAAGAUGUCCUCUAGUGCUAGAGACCGGCUGCUCCGACGCCACCGGCUGAUGGUGCCUGAUGACCUUGUUGUUGGCCGCAUGGGUGGCCACAACGUGGUUAACCAAGUUGCAAACUUCCACAGCUGGAUGCUUACAGCCAUCAACAAUCUCACCUCCACAGAUGCCAACGUGGAAGAUGACAGUGCCAUCCGUGUCCGCGGUCGGCGCCAUCUAGGUCUUCGUGUGCAUGUGGAACCGAGAGAGGGUUCUGUUGACCUCGAGCCGCUGCGAAAGGGUAUGCACGCUUGGCUGCAUCCGGAAGGGGAUGGCUGGUCUCAUCACACGCUCCUGGACAUUCCUUUUUUCCUGAUAGGGGAGACUCUGAUCCGCAGCCCUUGGACUUUUAGUGGUGAGAGACCGUUGGCCUUUCGUGUCUAUGGCGAGGCCACUCUGUAUGUUGCAGCCCAAUGCCCACCGCUGCGUACGCAAAACAAGCAGAAAACCGAGCCGUCAACCAACAACCACGGCCUGAAGAAGGCGCUUUGGUUAGCAGGACAAGUCCCUGACUGGCCUGCAGACGAACUUCCGCUAGCAACGCAGGGCUUCCAUGAGGACUGGGCAGGCGAGAGUGGCUAUGGGGAGUUCCGACGCGUGGAGGGCUUCUCCAUGUACGUGGAUCGCAAUGACAUCGAAAUGCCGCUGUACAAGUUGGUUCUGGCGAAUCCAAUUAAGCACGGUAACUACGUAGACGUGGUCGUCAACUGGAACUUCAAAGCGGGCUGCGAAGCGUUGGUCGUGGUCGUGCGGAAAGGGCAGGUUCACUGUAAAGAGGAGGACUGGCCCCUGGCUGAGUUCAACACGGAGGUGAAGGAGGUCUUAAACCUUCGGCAUUACUCAGGGCUGUACCUGCGCCACGGGACCAGCUGUUUGGUCAUGGCCUGUUGCGUCCUGUACCUGGCCCGCAUGAGCGUCUUGCUUCAGACUGAAAGAUUCUGGUGGUACGAAACUACGCUGGUGGUGAUUGCCAUGGUGCCAUCGAUAUUUGCCAUACGCAUCAUGCCAUUGGAUGUCUGGGAGAAAGAGACGGUACUCAGCGAGGUUGGGCGUAACCAGUCGGCGAAGAAUCUGGACGAGGAUAGCAGAGACCCGGCAUUUGCUUUUACACCAUCCCCUGAAGCUGGCGAGUCUAACGCGGUGCUGCAGGGUCCCGCGAGGGUGCUGCUGCAACAGCGCGACGCAGAACAGGCCUUGCCAUCUCUGGCAGUUUCAAGCCCCAGCGAGCUGAGAGGAGCACAGGGUGCUGGCACCGCUGCUUCCAGGUCGCAGUCAGCUCCGGCUCGGACCAGGGAGGUGAGGUCUUUGGGCAUACGUGGGUGCUGCACAGACAUUCAAAGCCGCUUGGAAAACUGCCAAGUUGUGGCUCACGACAGCGAGCGGCAUACAAUUCGGAACCUGCGGCAGCAGGCGCCGCCACCGCCGCAGCCGCUCUCUGAUGCCGGCUUGUCCCCAGAUGCCGAGCUCACAACGCGCCAUCCUUCCCACCCCUCAAGGCUUCGAAUAGCCACGGAAGAGCUUGGUGCGAAGGAUGCAGCAGCCAAGGAAGAUCCUUUCCACUUGGAUGCCCAGGAGAAGGCGACUUCCAGCAAGCGAAGGUGCAGCUGGUUCAGAUCUUUGUGGCAAGUGCCGAAGACUGGACAAAAUCUUUACAUUGGCACCGUGUUGCUGGAAUUCCUGUUGGCGCUGUCAUCGGUAUCGGUGCUGAUCGCGAGGCUGCCGUACGGAUCUGAAUUGGAGACGUCCAAUUUGGAAUGGAGGCAGCUGCCCGUGUCCUGGCCUGCGCUUUUUCGACCGACCGCUGUGCUCAGUGAGGAUCUGCUGCACGUGGCAGCCGGUCCAGUUCUGCGUUCCUUCGCCAACGGGGGCAAUUGGGGGCAAAGGGGAGCGCCGGUCCUCCUGCCGAGUCACGCUAGAGGGCUCGGAGUCUGGGCAAACCAGUAUGUUGUUUUGGGCACCGAUGGGCUCCAUCUGUUCCAAGACACGGUCAUGACCCCGCAGUCGCAAACAGUGCGCGCGGAACCACUUGACCUCCUGGAGAUGCCAGGCAGCAUCAAUGGUACCUACAUCGCGUAUCCGUCCAAGAUGCCAGCAGCAACUGCCGGAACGGUUGCUGCGGUAUCCGGAAGUAAUUCUGUUAUGGCUGUUCUGCUGGUGGCUUCCGACGAAGUCCAGCUGUGCCGGAUGGCCAACCAGAGCGGGAUCAUCUCCUUGACCUUUGUAGCGAACCUCAAGCCAGUGGGCGAAUCCUUGAGCCAGAUCACGGGCCUCUAUAUGUGCCCGGAGGGGCAGUGUGCUUCUCAGGCUGUCUUGUGGGUGGCCAUGUCCAAGGGAAAGCUGGCAGCCAUUGGCUUCGCUACUGGCAAGGUGCUGGCCACAUUUCCAGCUUCUUCCAGUCCGUCGGUGGCUACAACCAUGCUCGUGUCUGGGAACAGCACUCACCUCAUUCUCGUGGCGGUCAGCGAGGGCGCCACACCCGCAGCCUUCUCCCUUCCCUACCCGUUUCUAGCAGAGGUCUAG